Molecule: messenger RNA, 384 nt
Organism: Gadus macrocephalus (Pacific cod)
Lineage: Eukaryota; Metazoa; Chordata; Actinopteri; Gadiformes; Gadidae
Product: ADP-ribosylation factor-like protein 4D
Exons: 1
Coding region: 1-384 (127 amino acids)
Biological process (GO): vesicle-mediated transport; intracellular protein transport
Cellular component (GO): cytoplasm
Molecular function (GO): GTP binding; GTPase activity
Source: RefSeq, a predicted model, not a curated record
AUGGGCAACCAGCUGACGGCCAAGGCGCCGCCCCCGCUGCACCUGGUCCUGGUGGGGCUGGACGCCGCCGGGAAGACGGCGCUGCUGUACCGGCUGGCGCUGGCUGAGUUCGUCGAGCCGGUGCCGACCCGCGGCUCCAACGCCGAGACGGUGCGGCUGGCGCUGGGCGGGGCCCGGCGGCGGGUCCGCCUCCAGCUGUGGGACGUGGGCGGGGUGGAGAAGCUGCGGCCGCUGUGGCGGUCGUUCACGCGGCGGACGGACGGCCUGGUGUUCGUGGUGGACGCCAGCGCCCCCGAGCGGCUGGAGGAGACCCGUUGUGGUGAUGGCGGAUGGAUACGUCCUCGGUCCUCUAGUAUAGAUCCUGUGUUUGUGAGGAUGUUUUAA